AAGAUGACAAUUAUUCACACUUCCUGUAUGAGCUGUGGAUGGGGUGGAGAUGGAGAUGUAGUAUAAAUAUCCUGUCUGCUGUAGAGACAAACAACAGAACGAGUGACAAGCUGGUUAAAGCAGGACUAACUGUUCACUUGCAGCACGUCAAGUUUUCGGUUCAGUUUCUCUUGAACAGACAAGGACAAAAUCCAUCAUGCCUUUUGUAUACAACCCAUACAAAAACCUCUGCACCGUUGGCCGUUUCCCAGCCAUUAGACUGCAGGAAGACGGCUACAGAACAGCAGCAUGCUACAGACCGGUUCACACCAACCCUUGCGUUAACUCAUGCACUAUCCCUUAUCCUUACCCAUAUGUUAACGCUUGCAUUGACUCAUGCACUAUCCCUUAUGCGUACCCACACGUUAACCCUUGCACUACUCCAUGUGCUACUCCAUAUGCUACUCCAUAUGCUACUCAAUAUGCAACUCAGUAUGCUACUCCAUAUGCUACUCAGUAUGCAACUCAGUAUGCAACUCAGUAUGCAACUCAGUAUGCUACUCCAUAUGCUACUCCAUAUGCUACUCUACAUGGUACUCCAUAUGCUUCUCCAUAUGCUACUCCUUGUGCUACUUCAUACGUUAAUCCUUGCAGUUUUGACACUCAUUACCAUGAUUAUGAGAAAAGGGAAGUCGUCGUCAAGAAAUAUGCGGAUGACUGCACAAGCACGCAAGUCUGUGGAGUAGAGAAUGCUGUUCUCCGGGUGAGUAAAGUCGACCUUCUCAAAUGCAGGACUGGACUGAAUCGUCAGGAGCAUCACACACAUCGUUUCCUUGAUGAUCAUCUCAUCGUCCGGAGAGGACAGUGUUUCAACAUGUGGGUUGAUCUGUGCCGUCCUUUCAAUCCCAGUUGUGACAAGCUUCACCUGGAGCUCAAACUAGGUCAUAUCCCAUCCAUCCGGGACGGCACUUAUGUGAUCGUUCCAAUUGUGGAAGAAUUCAAGAGAGACUGCUGGGGGGCAAAGAUCAUUGAACGAAGCCAAAACCGAAUCCAACUGUGUGUGCACUCUGUUCCGACUGCUUGCGUUGGACGAUACCAACUCAGUGUCGUGACACACUGUCAAGGAGGCAGAUUCACUUUACCUUAUGCUCCUGAAAAUGACAUUUACAUGCUGUUCAACCCCUGGUGUAAAGAUGACUGUGUGUACCUGAGUGAUGAGGCGGAGAGAGCUGAGUAUGUGCUGAAUGACAUGGGCAGAAUCUACUAUGGAACUAAGCAGCAGAUUGGCUGCAAAACAUGGAACUUUGGUCAAUAUGAGAAGGGAAUCUUGUCUGCGUGUAUGUUUGUGUUGGAGAAGAGCUGUACACCUUGCUCAGGUUGGGGAAGCCCCAUCAACAUUUCCAGAGUGGUUUCUGACAUGGUUAUUGCUAACAAAAACUAUGGUGUGCUGGUGGGUAACUGGUCACACUACUAUGGAGAUGGAAUUGCUCCUACAUCCUGGUGCAGCAGCAGUGCCAUCCUGAAACAGUACUACAAAUGUGGAGGAAUAUCAGUCAGAUAUGGACAGAGCUUGGCCUUCGCUGGAGUCACCAACACAUUGUUGAGGUGUUUGGGUAUUCCUGCUCGUCCAGUUUCAAACUUCUGUUCUGCUCAUGACACUGAUGUUUAUUUGACAACUGAUGUCUACUUGGAUGAGGAAUUUCAGCUGAUCGAUCACAUGAACCGUGAUCCAAUCUGGAACUACCAUGUGUGGAAUGAGGCCUGGAUGAGUCGGUCAGAUCUACCAUCUGGUUUCGGAGGUUGGCAGGUGAUUGAUUCCACUCCUCAGCUGACCGGCCAGGGCUUCUUUCGCUGCGGCCCCACAUCUGUUGCUGCGAUCCGCAGCGGGCAGGUCUUCCUGAAGCAUGAUGUGCCCUUCCUUUUCGCUGAAGUGAACAAUGAUAAGGUUUACUGGCAGAGGAGAUGUGAUGGGACCUUUGGUGUUGUCCAUAUUGAGAAAGAUGUAGUAGGUCACUGCAUCAGUACCAAGGCUAUCGGCUCAGAUCAACGUGUAGACAUCACACACCUCUACAAACACCCAUUUGGUUCUUCUGAGAAGAGCACUGCUUUGGAAAUGGCCCUUCGUCAUGGCUUGAGAAGAUGCACAUACCCACUGCCCUGUGCUGAGGAUGUUGUCUGUGAAGUCAGCCUGAAAGAGGAUGGCCUAUGUGUGGGCAAGGACGCCGUGGUUUACAUCAAUCUAAAAAACAAAUGCAGCUCACCUCGUAGCGUCACCCUCUACAGCCAGGCUGCAGCCACAUACUACACCGGAGUCAGGAAGACCUUCCUGAAGAGAGACCAGAGAUGCAUCGAGCUCAAGGCCUCUGAAUGCAGACCUCUGGAAUGGUCCCUGAGUUAUGACGAGUAUAAGGAACACCUGGUGGAUCACACCUCACUGAUGCUCAACCUCUUUGGACACGUGGCUCAGACGAAGCAGGUUCUGGCCACCCAGUACAACUUCAGACUGCGCACACCAGAUCUUGUUAUCGCUCCUGUAUCUGAUGCUGUCUUGGGUCAAGAAGUGCCAGUCAAAAUCACUUUCCAGAAUCCACUGCCUUGUGUCCUGAAGAACUCUGUAUUCCGCUUCGUGGGACUUGGGCAGCAUGCCAGAGUUGUCAACUAUGGUGACAUUGCAGGGCAUUCCACAGUGUGCCUGACAGAGAAGUUUAUUCCCAUUUGUCACGGCCCACAGAAACUUCUGGCAUCAUUCGACUGUCCUCAGCUCACUCAGGUGCAUGGAUUCUCCAACAUUGUUGUCAAACAGCACUGUUAAACCAAUCAAAUAACCGAAACAGAAGAAACGUCAUGGCUCCAUUGAAUAGAAAGUGCUCACACUGAAUUGUUUUGCAGUGUUAGAUAACAGCUGUUAGUUUCUCUUAACUUACAAGUUGUAAACCUUAAACUUCUCAAAAUUCAUUUAAUCAUGAUGUAGGACAAUUGCACUAAUGCUUUAUGCAAGACAAUGUUGUCUUUUCAUUUUUCAGAUUUUUUAGUAGUCUUUUAGAAAUUGACAUUUAUGAGUUUGAAAGCUUAUAAAUGUAAUUCUGAAUAGUCAUUAACCAGUUUUUCCUCAUUUGAAAACUCAAGUAAUUGUAUCAUGGCGUUGGUUACUCUGUCCUGUGUAGCUUCAGCUUCAAAUAAUAAAAAAAAAUUAAAUAAAAAAUCCA
This is a messenger RNA of Cyprinus carpio (common carp), 3185 nucleotides long. Its product is annotated as protein-glutamine gamma-glutamyltransferase K-like. NCBI's taxonomy places the organism in Eukaryota, Metazoa, Chordata, Actinopteri, Cypriniformes, Cyprinidae. The record is from RefSeq and is a predicted model, not a curated record. Gene Ontology annotation, molecular function: protein-glutamine gamma-glutamyltransferase activity. The transcript has 14 exons. Bases 197 to 2791 code for a protein of 864 amino acids. Gene Ontology annotation, biological process: peptide cross-linking.